AUGCCUCGGGGAAAGAAGAGUAAGCUCAGAAGAGAGAAACGCCAACAGCCCCUGAAUGAGACUCAGAGUCUCAAGGGUGCUCAGGCCACAGCAGGGGAUGUUGAAGAACCCCCCUCCUCUCAUCCCAAUGAUGAUUCUCCCUCAAGCUCCCCUGCACGUAAUCCAUCCCAGGAGCCGCAGGGAGCCACAGCCACUAGCUCUCCUGAGGCAUGUAUGUCUUGCUCAAUAUUUGCUGCCAUUGCCAAGAGACAAGCUGAGGAAAGUGCAAAUGCCUCCCAGGCAGCAGCUUCAGCUCUGCAGGCUCGCAAAGAUCCUCUAAGCAGGGAGGUGAGCAAGGUGAUGCAGUUCCUGCUUUUGAAGCUGCAAAGGAAGGAGCCCAUCACUCAGAAUGCACUGCUGAAGUUUGUCAACAGGAAGUACAAGGAGCACUUCUCUGAGAUCCUCAGGAGAGCCUCUGAGCGCAUGGAGCUGGUCUUUGGCCUUGAGUUCAAGGAAGUCAAUCCCAACAACCACACCUAUGCCUUUUUUAACAAGCUGGGCCUCCCGAUUGAGGGAGACCUGAGCAGUGAUGAGGUCCUGCCCAAGACCCCAAUGGUGAUGGUGAUCCUGGGCGUGAUCUUCAUGAAUGGCAACAUCGCCACUGAAGAGGAGAUCUGGAAUUUCCUGAAUGUGUUUGGGGUCCAUCCUGAGAAGAAGCAUGCCAUCUUUGGGGAGCCCAGGGAAUUCCUCACCAAGGAUCUGGUUCAGCAAAAGUACCUGGAGUGCCGCCAGGUUCCCGACAGUAAUCCUCCCCGCUAUGUGCUCCUGUGGGGCCAAAGAGCCCACACUGAUAUCAGCAAGAUGAAAGUGCUCGAGGUGCUGGCCAGAAUCUUCAACAAGGUCCCCACUGCCUACCCAAUCCUGUAUGAUGAGGCCUUGAGAGAUGAGGAAGAUAAAGCAUGGUUGAGAGCCGCAGCCAUGGUUGGCUCUUUUACCAAGCACAGGGCUCCUUCCCAGGCCAAGUCCAGCAGCUGCUCCCACACCUAG
Messenger RNA from Eptesicus fuscus (big brown bat), 1026 nucleotides. Its product is annotated as melanoma-associated antigen B1-like. The record is from RefSeq and is a predicted model, not a curated record. The transcript has a single exon. Gene Ontology annotation, biological process: negative regulation of transcription by RNA polymerase II. Gene Ontology annotation, cellular component: nucleus. Lineage: Eukaryota; Metazoa; Chordata; Mammalia; Chiroptera; Vespertilionidae. Bases 1 to 1026 code for a protein of 341 amino acids.